UCGCUAAAGUGCGUCGGAGGUCCAACGUUGGCGCCAGAUGAGCUGUGGCGCCAGCUGUACACACAGGCAGUGAGAGGAAACGAAGACACACAGAGCAGAGCAGUGUGACGGGGCUCACUGAAAAACUUGCAAAGCUCCCACCAGAACCAGCGUGUAAAAUCCUCAAACGAUUCUCCUGCUUCGCUCUCUGCAACAACCACAAAGUAAAAGGACAGAAAGGUCAGCUCACUGACAAGAACACCGGCGCAGGCAGAAAAACCCCCAACAUAUAACCCCGAUUCCCUCUUUGGUCAUCAUCCGGCAGAAAAACGGAGGCCGUGGGGCUGGAGUGUGUUCUUAUGGCCGAGUCAGAGACUGAAUGUGACACGCCAGGGCUUGACACACUUGGGUCGGAGUGUGUCAUAGCCCAUAGCCAUGUCGACCUUCACUAUGGAGCCGAAACGGAGAUCAUGACGGAGGAAAAGCGUGGAUUGGAGUUGGAGAUCCACGGCUCAGACUUAAAGAUCCAAGGACUCGGGGGAGAACUUGGGACUGUCACAUGUGUGGAUGCGAUCGUUGCUGAGACAGACCAUGACUAUAUCAAGGUGGAGCAUGCUGACAUGCACUGUUUCACAGCAGCAGAAAUCAAGACAGAAACGGGCGAGACUUUACUGGGAGAGGUGCUGCUCAAGACAGAAGGUGAGCAUGUGGUGAAAAUGGAGUCUGAUCAUGGCGGCGAGUUGACAGUGGAAUCUGAGAAUGGCGUAAUCAUACAUGAAGCUCAUGGCCUACAGUGCAACGAAUGCGGGGAGAUCUUUGGCAGCAUAGCUGAUCUUCACCAACACUUUGAGAUCCACAAGGACCUCAACCCGUAUAUCUGUAUCCACUGCGGGGAGAGUUUUGCUGUAGAAGCCAGUCUCAAGCAGCACAUGAAAAUUCACAUGAAAGAAAAGCCGUACGUUCCCCCGGGAGUCGACCUGAUCGGUAAAGAUGUUAUUGAUGCCUACAGCCUUAAGUCUCAUCAGAUGAUUCAUUUGCCAGACAAACCCCACAGAUGCACAGAAUGUGGCAAGAGCUUUGCAGCUGCCAUAACGCUGAGGGAACACAUGAAGAUGCAUUCUGAAGACAAACCGUACAAGUGCACACAGUGCAGGAAGAGCUUCGUCCGUAGGAGGCAUUUAAAGAAGCACCAGGAGGUCCAUGCGCGCGAAAAGCCAUAUACCUGUGGCCAGUGUGGCAAAGGCUUCGCUACGACUUCCAACCUGAAGCAGCAUCAAAAGACCCACACAGCAGUCGUGCUUGGAGACAAACCCCAUCGGUGCGCACAGUGUGGAAAGUGUUUUGCGGCCGCUGCAACUCUGAGAGAGCACCAGAGGAUUCACUCAAGUGAAAAGCCGUACAAAUGCAACAUGUGCAGGAAGAGUUUUGUCCGCAAGCGUCACCUGAAGAAGCAUCAGCAAGUCCACGCUGGGGGGAAGCCCUACACCUGCAGACAUUGCAACAAGGGCUUCAACCAUUCCUCAUCCCUGUCUCGCCAUAAUAAGACCCACCUGCAGAACCCGGUGUUUUCUCCACCUCAGCCAGGGAAACCCAUCACUUUCGUCUCGCCUCCAAAGCAAAGAGUACUCCAGGAAGGAGAGAAACCGUACAUGUGCCACCACUGUGACAAGGGCUUCAAUCAUUCCUCCUCUCUGUCACGGCACCAAAGAGUCCACUCGGAUGGAAAAACGUACACCUGCGGUCACUGUGGCAAAAAGUUCAAUCACUCCUCCUCUCUUGCGAGGCAUCAGAGAGUUCAUUUGGAGAAGCAGCAGGCGCACGCGUCGCCGCUGCAGACACAGCAGCAGUUACAGCCACAACCACAAUCACCACAGCCACCAACACCACAACCGCAGCAGUACACCGCCAUCCCUGUUGGUAAGGCUUUCUCCAACAAUGCCUUCCCAAAACAGCUCAUCCUGUCUGUCGAGAAACCAUACAGGUGCUCUCACUGCGGAAAAGGCUUUAACCAUUCUUCCUCUCUCUCCAGACAUCAUAGGAUCCACGUAGAUCACAGACCAGGGCCUCACCCUUAGAGGUAGCCCUUAGCCCACAUUACCACUUUUCAUAUGUUUCUGUUCCCCAAAUCCUUAUAUCUAUAUCACAGCACCACAGAAAAUGGUAGGCCAACUUCUGCAGUCAAAGAGGUCAUGUCAGCAUCUAGUUCUGGUUAAGUGGAGCAGCUCAGAAUAAAUGGACAAUAAUUCAGAUUUAUUCAAAAGGCGGGGACUCGGCUUGAGAGACUGUGCAACAUGCAACUCUGAACUGAACCCAAUUCUUUGUGUGCAGCUCCAAGAUGGUAUAGAAUAUAGUGAAGGAAUUUCUCGUGAUUCUGUCUCACUCGCUCCAGGACAUCCAGAACUCUUUUAAAAGAAAAACAAAUGUGGUUUGAAAAUCUACAAGAUAAAAUAGUAACUUUGGGUAAAUACACCUCAUCUUUUUCAUAGAGUUCCACUCAUGUAUCUUCAGGUGCACACAUUUGCUUUUCAGCUGCGACUUUAUUAAAAAUGUCAAAUACAACUGAACAGGAACUGUUGCCUCAUUUGAAUAUUUUUUCCCUCCCAGAUGUAACUCGUAUGAAGCAAAUAUCAAAAAUCCAAUGUAGAUAAUUCUUGAUUUUCUUUUAUAUGUAUGUAUAGUUAACUAGUGUGCUGUUCCAGACGAUACAAUUUUUGAUAGCAAGAUUCACUCUCCAUGUUUUGUUUUUUUCUUACUUUAAUUUGUUUCAAGUGUUGGAUAUAAAAACAAAAAGAAAAAUGUUGCAAAUUUUUCCAUAAAGUUGGGCUCCGUUAACAUGAGCCAUCUUGUAUAUUUAUGAGAUUGGAUUUUUGUAUGUCUCUGGUUUAGCACGGCUUCACAAACUGUACAGAGAGCAAUACUCGUCGAGACCCCAGUCUAUUCUGACAAGCAAUCUAGCUGUGAGGAAAUGCAUAUUAGAAAAUAAAAAUCUUCUGGGUAGCAUAUUGCAAAAUGACCCGUGUCCUAAUUAUUUACUGUGUGGUUUCAACUUCAUCUAAGAUCCAAAUGUACAUUAUUGCUUUGGAAACUAAUUACCUGUGUAUAGUUAUAGGUAACACAUAUUCUUGUUGACCUGCAAACUUUUCGUUGUUUGAUCUAAAACAAAAAAAGUUGUGUAUACUAAAACAUGAGAAUCUCAUUUUACAAGAUUUUUCUGAAGUCCAAUGGAUUGCGCUCUAUUUACUGUUCUGUGUAAAAUAUCUUUUACAAACUGACGUAUUUUUUUAAAUAUGGCUUGGGUUAUACGAAAAAGAAUGAGACGGAAUUUUAUGAGAGUUGAACAUUUGGUGAGCAAUAUCUUUAUUUGGAUAACAGUUGUGCGUCACACUGUAGCAUAGUUCUUUUCCUUGUGUUAGUUAGGUGCCUUAUUGCAUGCAAUGUAGAAAUGUAUGCCCAGCUGUUAUUUGAGAAGUUAGGGUUUUCAGGAUUUUUUUUUUUUUUUUUAGUUCUUACUCAUUAACUUACCCUACAUUUUAAUUUGUCACCUUUUUUUUUGCUUUCAUGUAUAUUGCAAUGUGUUUACACUGUUACAACUAUAUUGUUUUAUUCCCCUUUUUGAUUUAUUUUUUUUUGUCAAUGGCCUCAUUGAGAAAGUGGUGUAAAAGAUCCAUAUAGACUAUUCUUAAGGGUAAACCCUGUAACACAUCUUCCCCAUCUGAGUGGCACAUAUAUGGAUAAAUAAAGGUUGUUGACUCUC
Molecule: messenger RNA, 3733 nt
Organism: Xiphophorus hellerii (green swordtail)
Lineage: Eukaryota; Metazoa; Chordata; Actinopteri; Cyprinodontiformes; Poeciliidae
Product: zinc finger protein 883
Exons: 2
Coding region: 339-2054 (571 amino acids)
Biological process (GO): regulation of transcription by RNA polymerase II
Cellular component (GO): nucleus
Molecular function (GO): DNA-binding transcription factor activity, RNA polymerase II-specific; RNA polymerase II transcription regulatory region sequence-specific DNA binding
Source: RefSeq, a predicted model, not a curated record